Messenger RNA from Rosa rugosa (rugosa rose), 2816 nucleotides. RefSeq names its product pentatricopeptide repeat-containing protein At1g34160. The coding region runs from base 79 to 1809 and encodes 576 amino acids. The record is from RefSeq and is a predicted model, not a curated record. NCBI's taxonomy places the organism in Eukaryota, Viridiplantae, Streptophyta, Magnoliopsida, Rosales, Rosaceae. Gene Ontology annotation, molecular function: RNA binding; zinc ion binding; protein binding. The transcript has a single exon. Gene Ontology annotation, biological process: RNA modification.
UUCUCUCGAAAACAAUAAAGAUAGGAGGGAUUGGAACUAGAUACAAAUGCCUCCGGACCUGCUCGUCAUUGUGAUGGAAUGGCCAACUUGGAGUUGUUGUUACAGAAAUGCGACUCUCUCACCCACAUCAAACAGCUCCAAGCCCACCUCGUAACCAUUGGCCGAUUCCAACUCUACCCCUCCAUCACCAUCAAGCUCCUCGAGCUCUGUGCUCUUCCCCCCAUCGCCAAUCUCCCUUACGCCACAACCCUCUUCCACCAACUCCAAAGCCCUUCCACCAGGCACUGGAACGCCGUCGUUCGAGGCCUCGCUCAGAGCCUCCAACCCACCCAAGCCGUCACAUGGUACGCCACCAUGUCGCGCUCUUCCCAAAAGGUCGACGCGCUCACUUGCUCCUUCGCUCUCAAAGCGUGUGCACGCGCCUUGGCGUUGUCCGAGGCCAUGCAGAUUCACUCUCAGCUUCUGCGUUUCGGGUUUGGACGCGAUGUGUUGUUGCGAACUACUUUGCUUGAUGUGUACGCGAAAGUUGGGAAGCUGGGUUUUGCGCAGAAGGUGUUCGACGAAAUGCCCGAGAGGGAUAUAGCUUGUUGGAAUGCUUUGGUUGCUGGGUUGGCUCAGGGGAGUCAACCCAGUGAGGCUUUAGCUUUGUUUGAGAGAAUGACUGAGGAAGAGGGGUUAAAGCCCAAUGAAGUCACUGUCCUCGGUGCGCUCUCGGCGUGUUCUCAGUUGGGUGCAUUGAGAGGUGGAGAGAGAAUACAUACCUAUAUAGUGAAUGCCAAGCUUGAUACGCAUGUCAUUGUUUGCAAUGCGGUUAUUGAUAUGUAUGCAAAAUGCGGGUUCGUGGAUAGAGCAUAUGAGGUGUUUGAGAAUAUGAGAUGUGGGAAGAAUUUGAUAACUUGGAAUACGAUGAUAAUGGCAUUUGCUAUGCACGGCGAUGGUUGUAAAGCGCUUGAGCUUUUUGAGAAGAUGGGUAAAAAUGGAGUGUGCCCUGAUGCAGUGUCGUAUCUUGCUGCGUUGUGUGCGUGCAAUCAUGCAGGACUGGUGGAAGAUGGGGUUAAGUUAUUUAAUUCAAUGGCGGGAGGUGGGAUGGUGCCGAAUGUUAAGCAUUAUGGGACUGUGGUUGAUUUGUUGGGACGAGCUGGGCGACUUCAAGAGGCUUAUGAUAUUGUGAAAUCUAUGCCGAUGUUUCCUGAUGUAGUACUGUGGCAGACUUUGCUUGGUGCCAGCAAGACCUAUGGGAAUGUGGAAAUGGCAGAGAUGGCUUCACGGAACUUGGUUGAGUUGGGGUCUGAGGGUUGUGGUGAUUUCGUGUUGUUAUCAAAUGUUUAUGCGGCUCAUAAGAGAUGGGAUGAUGUAGGCAGGGUGAGGGAAGCCAUGAAGAGAAGGGAUGUGAAGAAGAUACCGGGUUUCGGUUACAUAGAAGUAGAAGGUGUGAUACACAAAUUUUUGAAUGGUGAUCAAAACCAUGUUAAUAGGCAUGAGAUUUAUUCAAAGCUAGAUGAGAUCAAUUGCAGGAUUAAAGCCUAUGGAUAUGUUGCAAAGACAAAUCAUGUGUUGCAUGAUAUUGGGGAGGAGGACAAAGAAAAUGCAUUGAGCUACCAUUGUGAGAAGUUGGCUGUGGCUUUUGGUUUGAUCAGCACUGAUGAGGGGACACCAAUUCAGGUGAUUAAGAACCUAAGAAUAUGUGAUGAUUGUCAUGUCGUGAUGAAACUUAUUUCAGAAAUAUAUAAUAGGGAAAUUAUUGUAAGGGAUCGAGCCCGGUUUCACAGAUUUCAAGAUGGACUUUGUUCUUGCAGAGAUUAUUGGUGACAUAGAUUUGUUCUAACAUAUAGCUAAACAGGGGAUGGGGUAUUUGGGAGAAUGAUUUCAGUUAGGUGUUCUGAACGGAAAUAGAUUGCAUCCAUAAACUAGAUCUCCUGUCAGCAUUUUCUCCUUCAGUAUCAAGUGAAGAGCAGACUUCUGGAGGUCGAAUCAACAAUUAGUGGUACAGUUUGUUUUGUUCAAGUACACAUAUUUCCUGGACCCGGGAGAAAUAGGUUAGGAAGGAUUUCAUUCAUUGUUUCUCCAGUGACCUGUCUACGGAUAUCUGCUACUAUUGUUAGACUCAUACUUGGGUUGGCAGAAUCCUGCUAUUAAAAAGUAGAGUUCCGAGUCUAUCUGUAGCUGAUCAUGUAGUGAUCAUACCAUGAUGUGUGCAAGUGCAGUGAAAUCAUUACUCAGCAUGAAUAGCUUGGUGUCGAUGUCCUGCAUCGUCACGGUUAUAUGGUAAAAGAGGAAAAUUGAACGGAUGAAAGCCUCUAUGAAGUUGUUAUUGGUCGUUAGUGAAACGUAAGGUUUUGAAGCCUCUCAGAGUCUCAGUUGUAGUUGGUUAAUAUAAGGUGAUUUGCAUGAAAGAAACUUGGCUUGGUGCAAAGAUAUGCUUAAAGGUUUUGAAGCCUCGCUGUUGUAGUUGGUUAAUAUAAGGUGAUUUGCAUGAAAGAAACUUGGCUUGGCGCAAAGAUAUGCAUAUGCAGUGUUACCUCUACCAUUUAACAGAGAAGAAAUUGAAGAGUUUCUUAACCUCAAGUAUACCAUUUAACAGAGAAGAAAUUGAAGAAUUUGUUGACCUAAAGACGACAAAGAUGCCUCCAAUGUAAACAUAUGGCACAUAUUGAUGUUCUUGACAUGUAAAAAGCGUCUCUCAUAUCAUUGCACUACCACAGAACAAACUGUUGGAUUACACAGCAAUCAACUUUGUAAAUUAGAGAUUGCUCCAUCAUUCAUAAGACGUUUUCUUUUAUUUUGUUUGCUAAAAGCUGCCAAAAGCACCAAUGAUA